Messenger RNA from Temnothorax curvispinosus, 946 nucleotides. It is a transcript of the gene Scp1, whose product is annotated as sarcoplasmic calcium-binding protein 1. Lineage: Eukaryota; Metazoa; Arthropoda; Insecta; Hymenoptera; Formicidae. The record is from RefSeq and is a predicted model, not a curated record. Bases 225 to 806 code for a protein of 193 amino acids. The transcript is spliced from 5 exons. Gene Ontology annotation, molecular function: calcium ion binding.
CUCUGGCCGAGUUCAGUAUGAAAUCACCAUCCUCUAGAAUCACUUUCUUCGCGCCGGACGUGCUUUCCGCGUAAAAGUUUCAUCGCGUGCGUUCCAACCGGCGAGAAAGCUCGUCGUGCGCUUAGAAAGGAUUCCGUUUUUUUCGGAUCCUAGUGUCCAAGAAUUUACAUCUCUCGAAGAAAACUAGAAAGGGAAUCUGAGAGAGAAAGAUUAUCGUGCGCACGAUGGCGUACAGCUGGGAUAAUCGUGUUAAUUUCAUAGUGAAAUUUCUGUACGAUAUUGAUAACAACGGAUAUUUGGAUAAGCACGAUUUCGAGUGCAUGGCACUAAGAAUGACGCUGAUCGAAGGCAAGGGCGAGUUCACGUACACCCGGUACCAAGAAAAUCUUCACAUUAUGCUCUCUUUGUGGGAGGAAAUAGCCGAUUUGGCAGAUUUUGAUAAGGACGGCGUAGUAACGAUAGAAGAAUUCAAAAAGGCUGUGCAAAGUAGCUGUGUUGGUCGUUCUUAUAAUGAUUUUCCUCAAGCUAUGAAGAUGUUCAUCGAUACCCACUUCAAAAUACUUGACAUGAAUGAGGAUGGCGUAAUUGGUGCCGAAGAAUUUCGAUAUGAUUGUGUUUCAAGGAUUGCUGUGGAUAAUAUAGACGUCCUUGAUAAGGCUUAUCAAAGUCUCUUGAACGACGACGACAGAAAACGCGGUGGAUUGACCUUAUCACGUUAUCAGGAAUUAUACGCGCAAUUUCUCGGUAAUCCCGACGACAACUGUCCAGCGAUUUACCUCUUUGGGCCAAUAGGACAAGAAUCAUAACUGAAAUAUUUGUCAUUUCAAAGCGGCAUGAAUCUUUAUAUCAUUGUAUGUACAAAAAGAUACACAAAAAAUGUGUUUAACUCAAUAUCUGUAUUAAUCCUUGUAAAAAUUAUUGUAAUAAAUCGGAUAUUUUACUGUAA